AUGCGGGGAAAGACUGCACUUCUUGUGUUUCUCCUGACAAGUGUCCAGUCCGUUCUUAGCGGCUCUAUCGAGUGCAUCAACGGCAUCCAAACAGCUGUGGCAACCUUCAAAUUCACUGGGGAGAAGGGUGGCGCCUUUACCUGUGUUGGCAACCAUCAUGUCUACUCACUGUGGGCAGCUGCCAAGGUAUACUGCACGGAGGAUGAGAUUGAAGCUGGGUCAAUGUAUUUAGCGCACAUCUGCCUGCCUCGGAAAACACCACUAGUGCCGUAUAGCACGGUUGAUCCGCACCUUACGCCUGACUAUAUACAGUCAUUGCCUGUAGUAACCUUCAAGGACGUUGAGAAAAAAAGAAACUGGAAUACCUCGGUCCUACUAUCCCAGGAGCUCUAUGAGAUCGCCGUGAGAUCAACGACGGCCAUGGAUAAGCAAUAUUCAGUCCAAGUCCUAUAUGGAUGGGCCUUGUAUGGGUUCUGGGGUGCCAUUCUCUUCCUCGGAAUGCUAUAUCAAUGCGUAACUGCGUAUUCGAUCUCUCGACUCACGGCACGUGCUGUGGACCUUGAGGGAGAAAGAACCCCAGCGUGGUGUGGACCCUCUCGACUAGGAGUAGCAUGGCAUUGGGUGCGGCAGAAGAUCACCAUUCCAGCAACCUUCAACUCUUAUCAUCAACGCCCUUGGUUUUACUGUACCAUUCCAACACGGUUGGAGUCAAUCGUGGUUCUCAGUUACAUGGCCCUUAACGUCAUCCUUUUGUCUGUGACGUACGAUACUUUCUACCCACAUAUUCGCUAUCCUCAACUUGCCCAGCAGUGGCAAUAUUUUGCAAAUCGAGCUGCUAAUUUGACCUUGGCUAAUCUGCCCUGGCUAUGGCUGUUUGGGGGACGCAACAAUAUUUUCCUUUCGUUGACUGGAUGGAAAUACUCAACAUUCAGUAUUUUCCACCGGAAUAUCGCACGAGUGGUCCUUUUACUUGGUAUCAUCCAUUCGACAACGUACACUGUCUGGAAAGUGCACGAUCAUGCUUAUCUAGCGGUUUGGGCAGACAACUAUUUUCAAAUGGGCGCUGUGGCUCUAUCCUCGAUUGGGCUUAUUGUGUUCUGUUCUGCCUCGUAUUUUCGCCACCACCAUUACGAGUUCUUUUUGAUACUUCAUAAUCUGCUGGCACUGCUGGUUAUCAUUGCUUUAUUCCGUGCCGGCAUGGACAUUAUCCAACUUGAGGUUAUCCCGAGGCGUACCUUCCGGCAGGCUCGUCCAGGAUCUUAUUAUCAUAUUUACCAGCCCUCCCGGUGGAGAGCGUGGGAGAACCAUCCCUUCACCACGGCUACCUGGGUGCCAGUCGGCGACUCGCCACCGCCUAAAAAGCUCCAGUUUGAAAAAGGGGAAUCCCAGCCCAGUACUGCCGCCGAGCUGCAGACAUUCGCACAGUCUGUUCCUUCGGAAAAGAGACAUAGCAAUCACAUUGAGUACCAGAUUGGUCAAACAGAUGGGUCAGACUCACAAUCGUUGGAUGACGAUAAUAGUGUGAAGCAGUCCAAUGCACGGAAGUUGGUAUUUUGGAUCCGCCCAUGUUCCGGCUGGACGAAAGAACUCCGGGAUCAAUGCCUUGAGAAUGGUGGUGUCCUUCCAAAUAUGAAAGUUCUCAUCGAAGGCCCCUAUGGUAAAAGUAUUCCCCUUCACGCCUUCGAUAAUGUAUUAUAUAUCGUCGGGGGCACUGGUAUCUCUGUGGCAGCAUCCUAUCUAACAGACCAUGCCUAUCGGGUGGCGAAAUCACCUCACACUUUGCUGAGAAGGAGAAUCGACCUUAUCUGGGCCUCGCGAACUGUAGAGCACAUCCGGCACGUCGUUUUAGACAUGUUGGCGCCAGUUCUGAAAGUGCAAAGCGACAUUCGCACAUCGUUCUAUGCCACUUCCUUGGCCCAAGAUGCUGAUCUGCUCCCAUCUCAAUUGUGUGGACUCGAGAUUUGCCAAGGUCGACCGAAUGUUAAUGAUGAGAUCAUGAGAUAUGUUCGCAGUAUCUCCGCUGAGGGCUGUCGAUAUGAGAGAACCGCGAUCGUCGUCUGUGGGCCAGCUAGCAUGGCGGACGAGGCCCGUACUGCGAUGGUAAUGGUGCUGAAAACCUGGAAGAUGCCGAUCGAAUACUUUGAAGAGGCAUAUGGAUGGUAA
This is a messenger RNA of Penicillium canariense, 2163 nucleotides long. RefSeq names its product ferric reductase family protein. Bases 1 to 2163 code for a protein of 720 amino acids. The record is from RefSeq and is a predicted model, not a curated record. Gene Ontology annotation, biological process: iron ion transport; copper ion import; intracellular iron ion homeostasis. The transcript is spliced from 7 exons. Gene Ontology annotation, molecular function: ferric-chelate reductase activity. Gene Ontology annotation, cellular component: plasma membrane. Lineage: Eukaryota; Fungi; Ascomycota; Eurotiomycetes; Eurotiales; Aspergillaceae.